Molecule: messenger RNA, 765 nt
Organism: Sphenostylis stenocarpa
Lineage: Eukaryota; Viridiplantae; Streptophyta; Magnoliopsida; Fabales; Fabaceae
Source: the annotation of a GenBank genome assembly
AUGGACAUGGAUGUUUGCCGAAAUGUAUCAGUUUCUACUGAGUUUCAGCAAGAGCUUCCCACCCUUGAUGACCUUUUCUCUCAUCAGAACAUGGAAGUGGAUUUUGGCAUGGAAUGGUUGUCGGUGUUUGUGGAAGACUGUUUUUCCAGUAGGCCAAGUUGCCUCUUGGCACAACCUGGUGUUCAAACCGCAAGCACUAGCACAAAGCCUUCAAGCAUAAUGCAAAGACCCCAACAAAGUUACUGUUCUUUGCAGAAUUUUGCUGUGCCAGGGAAAGCCAGGAGCAAGAGGAAGAGGCUUUCAGCCCCUAGGACUAAACACACUCUAAGCACAUGGUCACAUGAUUUCAGCACUGAAGUGUUGAGUUCUGACCCUCCUCUUUUGAAACAAGCCUAUUGGUUGGCUGAUAGUGAACUCAUUGUCCCAAAGAAGAAGGAUGAAGAGGGGAUUGUGGUGAAGAAGGAGAAAUUGGUGGAGUGUUGUGAUGAGGGUGAAGUUAACAAUAGUAGUAAUAAUAAUAAUGGACAGCACCCAAUUCCCAGAAGGUGCACACAUUGUCUGGCUCAGAGGACCCCACAGUGGAGGGCAGGACCAUUGGGUCCAAAGACUCUAUGCAAUGCAUGUGGUGUGAGGUACAAGUCUGGAAGGUUGUUGCCAGAGUAUAGGCCAGCCAAGAGCCCUACUUUUGUUAGCUAUUUGCAUUCCAAUUCACACAAGAAAGUCAUGGAGAUGAGAAUGAGUGUUCUUCUACCUACAGAGAAGUAG